CACACAGUCUGCCGCUGCUCUGACCCACCCGGAGUGACGCGCUGUGUUUAGGAAACUGCCAACGCGACUCCCGGAAGCAACGUAAAUCCCAACGUACGCGCUGACGUACUUUACGUUACGUCAGAAAUGGCCUAAACGUGAGUGAAGUCGUGCGCUAAGGAGAACGAAACCAGGAGAGGACUCCACAUUAGAUUGACUACAUACUGAAUAAUCAGCUCAGUAGCCGCUGGCGUUAUGUUUCCUACAUUGUCCAACGAGGACAGUAAGGAGGACGCAAAUGAGUGUCCAGUGUGUUAUGAGAGCCUCUCGGGCAGUGAGAGGACGCUGAGCUGUGGACAUGUUUUCUGCCACGACUGUCUGGUCAAAACGCUGGUCAGCAUCAACACCGCCGGGAACAUCAGAGACACGAUCGCGUGUCCUGUGUGCCGUCAUCUGACAUUCAUCAAGAAACAAACGGAAUCGCUGGUGUCCGUGGCGGUGAACAAAGACCCACUUGAGGCGCAGACCCUGGAGGUUCCUCUCCCUCUGCCACUGGAGCAGGUCCAGAGCGCACGGCGCAGCCCCAGAUACACUUUGCCACCGGGACUGAACUGGAUCCCUCGUUUCUUCGGGAACAUCGCCGAUCGUGUGCGCAGACAGAGGCUGGUCAGCCCCGACCACAAUGCAUCUCAGAUCUUUAUCAUAAGCGCUGAAGGGAGACCCAUGGUUGAAGAUGACGUGCUCAGUGUUGUGAUGACUGUGGUUCAACCUCAGCGCAGGCGACGGCGCAGGAUCUGCACAACUGCACGGUGUCUGCUCGUCCUGCUCUCCGCCUUUACUCUUCUCGCACUGGUGGCUGCUACUCUACCCUGGAUUUUAUUGGCAUAAGUGAAGCAAACGUGCAAUCUGGAUUAUGAAGUGCCAAUAUAAAAUAGUGAACGAUGAACUGAUAUAUUUUUGUUUUUCAUCACAUAUGCAAUGAAGUGUGUGGCAAAGCUGAUUUGUCAUAUUGAUCAAACUAGUCUGAUCAUUUCGAUGUGCAAUCAGUUGAGAAUGUAAUCAGGUGAUUUUCAUUUCCCUUCCUGAGUUAAAGGAGAAGUCAGGGAGUUUACAGACAUACCCACCUCCUUUAUGUGCAUUACCAAGCAACAGUCUAAGGUGAAGUUUAGGAAAGCCUUGACAACCAAGUCUUUGUUCUGAAUUCCUUUCUGCAACAAGUUUGACCUGUUUCAUAACUGUAGCAACUCCUGAACACAUAUCCUAACGUUGCAGGGAUGUUAGAUAUUUAAACUAUUUAAAGAUCCCAACAAAAACAAUUAUCAUCAGAAUCCGGAUGCUGUCAAAUUAGCUCAGCUUAUGGUUUGAUGAUUGGUUUCCAAGCAGCAGACAACAACUUUAUUGGGAAACAACUGCACAAUAUAGACCUAUACUGCAUCUACGCCACUGUCAGUGUUACUUUGUGUGUCCACAUAUGUCGUCCGAAAAAGGGAGUUUGGUAUGAAGAUCUUUAGGAUCUGUAGGAGUAAUGUGUGAUAAUAAUAAUAAAUAAAAAAACACUUUAAAACAUUCUAAUAUCCUGUUUCACACUUUCUCUCCUCUUUUCAUUGCAAGGUGUCAGGAGGCGUCAGAAAAACCUUUUCACGCAGUCACCAUUUCAUGCUUCAGUCUCACACAUAUGCCAAUCAAAUGGAACGUGUUUUAUAGACUGUAUUAGGCCCUUGUGCAACAACGCGAUACGUUCUUUUAUAGUGCGUACAAAGUCCCUGUACGCAGAGUCACCUUUAAAGCAUCACUAAGAAAUUAUUGAUGCACCUUUGGCAGUCUGAAGGAGAUAGACUAUAGCAGGGAGGGAUGAGCUGAGCCUGGGUGAUUGCUGUAAGGAGAUACGGCGCUGCACUGUAGAAUUACAUUACCACUGACUAUUUAAGAAAACACUGCGAGAAAGAAGAGAAGAGUUAAGACAACGCUGGCCCUUUUUGUUGGACGUGCUGUCACUGUAGCAAACAGGCCGUGAUGAAAUUUCUUAAUUCUUUUAAACUGACCUUCAGCUCAGUUUUACUCUUGAACUUGCUGGACGGUUCGAGUCAAUGUCUGUCACACUUCCCACAGUGAUCCUGCUCGCCACAUUUAUACUAUACCGCAAGGGCAUUUAUUAACACGUCACUGGCUCAUUAAAGCGUGUUUCAAAGUCUACUUUUAAAUUACGAGAGUCACAUAGUUGACAUGUUGAUUUAAUUUGACAGAAAGACACUCCUAGUUUCCUAUAUGUGAGACAGAGACACCUCCAGUCAUGCUGCUGGGCCUGUCGUACAGGUUACACAUUCGGUGAAGCUCCUGCUUCUCAGCCCUUCCUAGUUUCAGGUUUAUCCAUUUGAUGAUUAAGGUCUUCUUUUUUUUAGUUUAAAUCACCUUCUCGGUGGCUUUUGUGUCAGUGCAUAAUAGCUGAAAAAGAACAAUAUAAUAUUAGGAGGUAAGUGAGGUAUUUCUCCACAAGGUGGAGUAGAGGAAGAAGCACUCAGGUCUCCCUUAUUUAAAGGUUCUGUAUGAAUGAAAUGUUUUAUAUGAAGAUAUAACAUGAUCGUUAUGUGUCAUCAGAG
This is a messenger RNA of Solea solea (common sole), 2576 nucleotides long. RefSeq names its product RING finger protein 222. Lineage: Eukaryota; Metazoa; Chordata; Actinopteri; Pleuronectiformes; Soleidae. The record is from RefSeq and is a predicted model, not a curated record. The coding region runs from base 235 to 867 and encodes 210 amino acids. The transcript has 2 exons.